GCUUCCGGGGCCGCUCGCCACAGUCAAGGAGGGCCGGGCGCGGCCUACUUUGGGCUGGUUUUGGUGUUAGAGGCGCCAGCAAGGGUGAUUCUAUACGUGUAUAUGUAUAUACGUGUACAUGUAUAUACAUGCUCUUCGCGGCCCUGAGGGGGACGUGUGCGCGGGGUCUGCCUGAGCUUUAUUCCCCCGGCCGAGUGCUGCCGGCUGCGGGCGCUCCUUGCUCUCCACGUGACCCCGCCGCGCCGCGGCUCGUCUAUCCUGCCGGCGGCGCGGCUCUAUGGUAAGAGGAGGCGCUCGUCGCGCCAGGGAGACGGCGGCGGGUUGGUGAAGAUGGCGGCCGCUGUGAGGCAGGACCUGGCGCAGCUGAUGAACUCCAGUGGCUCGCACAAGGAUCUGGCGGGCAAGUAUCGUCAGAUACUGGAAAAAGCCAUUCAGCUGUCGGAUGCAGAACAACUUGAAGCUUUGAAAGCUUUUGUAGAAGCAAUGGUGAAUGAGAAUGUCAGUCUAGUGAUCUCACGUCAGCUACUGACAGACUUCUGUACACAUCUUCCAAGUCUUCCUGACAGCACAGCCAAAGAAAUCUACCACUUCACCUUGGAAAAAAUACAGCCCAGAGUUAUUUCAUUUGAAGAGCAGGUCGCUUCGAUAAGGCAACAUCUUGCAUCAAUCUAUGAGAAAGAAGAAGACUGGAGAAAUGCAGCACAAGUAUUGGUGGGGAUCCCUCUGGAAACAGGGCAAAAACAGUACAAUGUAGAUUAUAAACUGGAGACCUACCUGAAAAUUGCCAGGCUGUAUCUGGAGGACGAUGACCCAGUUCAAGCAGAAGCUUAUAUUAAUCGAGCUUCCCUGCUUCAGAAUGAAUCAACUAAUGAACAGCUGCAAAUCCAUUAUAAGGUUUGCUAUGCUCGAGUUCUUGAUUACAGAAGAAAGUUUAUUGAAGCUGCCCAAAGAUACAAUGAGCUAUCCUAUAAGAGCAUAGUCCAUGAAACUGAGCGACUGGAGGCAUUAAAGCAUGCUUUGCAUUGUACUAUUUUGGCAUCAGCAGGACAGCAGCGUUCUCGCAUGCUUGCUACACUCUUCAAGGAUGAGAGAUGCCAGCAGCUGGCAGCCUAUGGGAUCUUGGAGAAAAUGUAUCUUGACAGAAUUAUUCGUGGAAAUCAACUGCAAGAGUUUGCAGCUAUGCUAAUGCCUCACCAGAAAGCAACUACAGCUGAUGGUUCCAGUAUCCUGGACAGAGCUGUUAUUGAACACAACUUACUAUCUGCAAGCAAACUUUACAAUAACAUUACUUUUGAAGAGCUUGGAGCAUUACUAGAGAUCCCUGCAGCUAAGGCAGAAAAGAUAGCAUCUCAGAUGAUAACUGAGGGUCGCAUGAAUGGAUUCAUUGAUCAGAUUGAUGGAAUUGUUCAUUUUGAGACUCGUGAAGCUUUGCCAACUUGGGACAAGCAGAUUCAGUCACUGUGUUUCCAGGUUAACAACCUCCUGGAGAAGAUAAGUCAGACAGCUCCAGAAUGGACAGCACAGGCAAUGGAGGCCCAGAUGGCUCAGUGACUGUAUACCCAUUGUCUGAAUGGAGGCACUCAACCACCUGCUGUGCUGGAAGAGGGAAACUGAUUAGGACUGUGAACCAAAUGAAUAAACCACUUCAUUUCCACACCUCUGCUUUCACUCUGGUUUAGGACACAGUUAGGUGAUACCAUGUUUGAUGUGACAGUCCCACAGUUCCCUGAACAUAGAAUAAUGCUGUUGCUGCCUCUGCAUUGCACUCUGCUGUCCUGAAAGCUGUGGUUUACACAUAAAAGCAGCUGUGAUGUCUACAGCAAACUUUGGUUUUGGUUUAUUUAAUUUUUUUCGUCCACUGUAUUGCUAUAGCUUUGUACCCUGUUACUUCAUAAAAUGCUUGUUCUGCUGUGAAAACGAAAGUGCCAUGUUUCUUUUAGUUGUAAUUAUUCUAAUAAAGGCUGGAAUGAGCCUCUUGGUUUAUGUGUUGCAGA
Molecule: messenger RNA, 1994 nt
Organism: Melopsittacus undulatus (budgerigar)
Lineage: Eukaryota; Metazoa; Chordata; Aves; Psittaciformes; Psittaculidae
Gene: COPS4
Product: COP9 signalosome subunit 4
Exons: 10
Coding region: 331-1551 (406 amino acids)
Cellular component (GO): COP9 signalosome; cytosol
Source: RefSeq, a predicted model, not a curated record